Nipponia nippon (crested ibis) is the source of this 1443-nucleotide messenger RNA. Lineage: Eukaryota; Metazoa; Chordata; Aves; Pelecaniformes; Threskiornithidae. The record is from RefSeq and is a predicted model, not a curated record.
CCUGGCCCAGCAAAGCCCAUCUAGCUGACAGUCCCCAGGAUAACGCUGCCGUCCUGCUGCAGAGCCGGUGGAGCCAUGCCCAAGAAGAAUGAUGACACCAAAAAGCCAGCAUCGGAGACGGUGCUGGACCAGCACUGGAAACUACAAGUCUUCUACCUCUGCUUCUAUGGCUUCAUGACACAGAUCCGGCCCGGGGAGAGCUUCAUCACCCCCUAUCUCCUGGGGCCCAACAAGAACUUCACACAGGCAGAGGUGACCAACGUGAUCAUGCCGGUGCUGACCUACUCCUACAUGGCUGUGCUGGUGCCCAUCUUCCGGCUGACGGACUCCCUGCGCUACAAGCCUGUGCUGGUGCUGCAGAGCCUGAGCCAUGUCUCCAUCUGGCUGCUGCUGGUGUUCGGCACCUCUGUCCUGGCCAUGCAGCUGAUGGAGUUCUUCUACGGUGUCACCAUGGCUGCCCGCAUCGCCUACUCCUCCUACAUCUUCUCCCUUGUUGCCCCAUCCCGCUACCAGCGUAUGGCCAGCUAUUCCCGCUCCGCUGUCCUCCUGGGCGUCUUCACCAGCUCGGUGCUGGGCCAGCUCUGCGUCACCUUGGGCGACGUCUCCUUCCUCACCCUCAAUUACGUCUCGUUGGGCUUUGUCAGCUUCGGCCUCGUCCUCACCCUCUUCCUUGAGCGGCCCCGACGCAGCCUCUUCUUCAACCGGUGGCGGGAGGCGGUGCUGUGCCGUAUGCUGCGAGAGGUGGGAGCGUUGGCUGGUCAACCCCAGCUCCGGCUCUGGUCCUUGUGGUGGGUCUUCAACUCAGCUGGUUACUACUUGAUGCUGUACUAUGUGCAGAUCCUCUGGAAUGAGAUCUACCCCGCCACAGACAACUACCGGGUAUACAACGGAGGGGUGGACGCCGCCUCCACACUGCUGGGGGCUGGUGCCUCCUUUGCCGCCGGGUACGUGAAGAUCCGCUGGACGCUGUGGUCGGAGCUGGUGAUUGGAGUGGUGACGGCUUUCCAGGCAGGGCUGCUCCUGCUCAUGACCACCACCAGCAACAUCUGGCUGUGCUACACUGCCUACGUCCUCUUCCGUGGCUCCUACCAGUUCCUGGUGCCUGUCGCCAUUUUCCAGAUCGCUACCUCCCUCUCCAAAGAGCUCUGCGCACUGGUCUUUGGGGUUAACACCUUCUUCGCCACUGUGUUGAAGACCAUCAUCACCAUCAUCGUGGCUGACAAGAGGGGCUUGGGCUUGUCUGUGCAUCCCCAGUUUUACGUGUAUUUCGGCUACUUCACGCUGCUGGCGGUGGUCUACCUGCUGGCAGCCGUCAGUGUGGGCAUCCGGCACAUCCGCUGCAAGCAGCCAGGGGAGCUGGCCUUGGCCAAGGAGCCGUGCCAGCUCCCCACCGAGGUGCCGGCACAGGAGAAGAGCGCGGAGGCAGGCGCCGUGCAAGCCUGA